Closterium sp. Naga37s-1 is the source of this 732-nucleotide messenger RNA. The record is from the annotation of a GenBank genome assembly. NCBI's taxonomy places the organism in Eukaryota, Viridiplantae, Streptophyta, Zygnematophyceae, Desmidiales, Closteriaceae.
AUGGUCAGCCCUUGCCUUGUGGAGUCUCUCAGAUCAUCACAUGCCUUUCUCGCCGCUCCCCCUUUCCUGCUCCCUUCUGUUUUCCACCUCUAUUGUAUUAUCAUCUCUAUUCCAAACUCCUGCUUUCUCUGUUUUCUCCGCACAGCGUCUCCCUUGUCCUCCGCAGCAGUUCAGAUUAUUACGGCAGAGCAUGGCGGCGACACGGUGAAAAUCAUGACUUACCGCACGGCACACCGUAGCAUUCUCGCUGCCUCCACCAGCGGCAGCACCGCCGCCGGCAGCACCACCAGCGGCAGCGCCAGCGCGCAGGUUGCGACGGAGGUGGAGGUGGGAGUGACGCGGCUGAGCUUCAGGUCGCAGCGCUGCGUGAGCGUGGCGAAGAAGGCCAUGCGGAGCAACGUGACCGUGUGGUGGAAGGGCAGUGAUCCCUCAUCCAGCUCCUCCGCAGCCUCGGGCAGCACGGCGGGCAGCACGGCGGGCAGCACAGCGAAGGGCGUGCAGUGCGCGCAGGUCAAGUUCUUCAAGAAGGCUGGCUGCAAAGGCACGGCGCUGGACAGCGCGGUCAACCCGCGCACUGCUGGCGACACAUCCCCGUUCCCGAGCAGCGGAAAGGCGGUCAGCAAGUGGGCUUCGGUGUUGUCUGUGCUCUGCGACACUGAUGAUCCUGCCUGUGCGGCGUUGGGGUGUGAGCCGGAUGGCACCUUUGUGGUGGCAUUCCCAUAUCUUUCUUAG